Molecule: messenger RNA, 2782 nt
Organism: Salvia splendens (bonfire salvia)
Lineage: Eukaryota; Viridiplantae; Streptophyta; Magnoliopsida; Lamiales; Lamiaceae
Product: putative late blight resistance protein homolog R1C-3
Exons: 3
Coding region: 413-1768 (451 amino acids)
Biological process (GO): defense response to other organism
Molecular function (GO): ADP binding
Source: RefSeq, a predicted model, not a curated record
GUGGCGGUCAUGUGGGGCUCGAUGGAGAUGCCGAGGGCGUGGAGUUGCAUUAACCUUCCUUGCAUAACAUGAUCAGCUGCGGAGAAGUGAUCUUUGACUACUAGCUGAAGGCCUCUAAGGUGAAUUUGGAUGAUAGUAUAAACUAGAGUUCAUUAUAUUUCCUUCCCUUAUCUACCCAGUGGUAUCCCAAAAGUAUUUGACGAUCAGUUGGUUCAGAGACAUUUUGAGCUUCGAGCAUGGGUCAAAGUGGGCAGAAAGUGUGAAUCCAGUGAAAUUUUACGAUGCAUUCUAGCUCAAGUGCAUCCCGACAUUCGAGAACGAGUGCUUACCCGAGGAGACGAUGAUGAUGGCGAGAAAUUAGUUGGACUCUUGCAAAUGAGAUUGAAGAGCAAGAAAUGUCUCAUUGUGUUGGAUGAUGUAUGGGAAUGGAACACGCGAGUAUUGGAAAACUUGGAAAAAAAGUAACGUCCGAGUCUUGCUUACAAGCAGGAAGAGGAUUAAAGCAUCUUCAUUUCUAGAACUACGAUUGUUGGAUGAAGAAGAAAGUAAGAAAUUACUUGGUGAGAAGUUGUUCGGUGAAGAGGGAUUCCCUGAUCAGCUUAAAGAAUUGGGAAAAAAGAUUGCCUGCAAAUGUGAAGGUCUUCCACUUAUGAUAGUCACGGUUGCAGAGCUUCUAUCCAAAGAAGACAAGACCCUACAAUACUGGAGUGAGAUAUACGAGAAACAACAUAAUUCAGUCUUCGUAGAUGCAUAUAAUCAAAUAUUAGAGGUACUUUCCCCAAGCUAUGACUACUUACCUCAAUAUUUUAAAAUGCUUUUUCUCUAUUUGGGAGCUUUCCCUCCAUAUAGUGAUAUUGAUACAAACGAGCUUUUCAAUCGGUUGAGUGCUGAAGGGUUUCUUGAAACAAUUGGAAACCAAACCGUAAGUGAUUUUAUUCAAAAUCGCUUGGCGGAGCUUGCUGCAUUGUACAAUCUUGUUAUAUUCAAAUUCAAACCAGGAUCUUGGUUUUCAAAGAGAGAGUUUCGCGUGCACUCUUGCUGGCAGCACUUGUGCAAGAAAGAAGCUAGUAGGAUUAAGUUUUUGCAUGUUGUGCAAAGUUACGAUGAUGUUAUGAAAGACCAGCGUCGGUUGUGUGCUCAUUGCAACACUUUAUUUGCCUUCAAAGAAGUGUAUGAUUCAAUAAAAAGUGAAUGUGCCUCGACGACCCGUUCUUUACUCUGUUAUGGUCCUAGCCACCAAUAUCCAGUGCCAUUACAUGCCAUGGAUUUCAAGUUGCUCAGGAUACUAGAUGCUUGUAAAGUCCGAUUUUACCAUAUUCCACUUGAAAUUUUGAAACUUGUUUGUUUAAAAUACCUUGCCCUUACUUGCAACAAAGAGCUUCCUAUAUCCAUAUCCAACCUUUUUCACCUUCAAUUCUUGAUUAUUAAACGACAUAUAAACAUAAGAAAGCGUGGAGGUCAGUCCUAUAUGCCGAUGGAAAUAUGGAAUAUGCAAGAGCUACAGCAUAUUGACAUCUUCGGAAUAGACCUACCAACUCCUAAUUUUGAUGCUACUUUGGACAAACUCACCAGCCUUUUUGGUGUGAGUGCAAAGAGUUGCACUGGAGAAAUUCUCAAAAGAAUCCCUAAUUUAAGAGCCUUAGCAAUUCAGAUGGAGUUGAAGCCUUAUGAUGAUGAUGAUGAUGCUGAUGAUAACAACCCAUUGAGUGACUUGGGUAAUAUCUCAAAAGAACUCCAAAAUUUGAUGGGACUUGUAUUUGUUGUAUAAACUAGAGUUCAUUAUAUUUCCUUCCCUUAUCUACCCAGUGGUAUCCCAAAAGUAUUUGACGAUCAGUUGGUUCAGAGACAUUUUGAGCUUCGAGCAUGGGUCAAAGUGGGCAGAAAGUGUGAUGAUGCCAACCCAUUGAGUGACUUAGGUUAUAUAUCAGAAGAACUCCAAAAUUUGUUGGGACUUGUAUUUGUUGUAAUCAAUCCUGACAUGAAGUAUGAGUGUACGACUCCUCUUUCAAUGUUCCCAUCAAGUCUAACAAAUUUGACUUUGGGUGGCUUAGGGUGUCCAUGGAAACACAUGAAUGACAUUGGUUUGUUGUUACCAAAUAUAAAGAAGCUUACUUUACAAGGAUAUGCCUUUCGAGGCCCAGAGUGGGAUAUAGAAUCAAGGUGUUUUCUGAAUCUGGAGACACUUGUGAUUGAAGACACCGAUUUGGUUCAAUGGAGGCCUCAACAUGGAAGCUUGCCUAGGCUUGAACUCCUAAGCAUACGACAUUGCUACAAAUUACGACAAUUCGAUUGGACUCGUGAUCCAUCCAUGGUCCAAACUACAAUUGAAUUAGUUGAGUGCAGUCCCUUAGUUAUCCCUUCUGCCAAGCUAUUAAGACCGAGAUCUCUCUUUAGAGUUCGCUGCUACUCUUCAUUUUGAGAUGAGGUCUCGUAGCUAGACUCUCAAUUUGGUUAACAGGUUGAGUUGCAUUAACUUCCCCUGCAUCAGUUUAUAUCAUGAGACCGGCCAACGCUCCACACCAUGCCUCCUCGCUCUCAACCCAACGAAGAUCUUUCCAGUUGUCUAAGGUUUCCUGGAGUUUUACGACUCAAUCAAAAUUGUGUUUCUGGUUGUCUGAUGAGGUAUUGUUGAGGUUUCCCAAGAUUACUUUUCAGUUUGUUAUUGCAAUAAAUAAUCAGAGACAAGGAAUAUUUAGAUAUGCCUACAAACAUGAUUGAAUGUUUAGACCUUAUGAAUUUUUUUUUCAUGUACAAUUUUGGUGUAGUACUUAUUUCAUUUUCA